This is a messenger RNA of Adineta ricciae, 228 nucleotides long. Lineage: Eukaryota; Metazoa; Rotifera; Eurotatoria; Adinetida; Adinetidae. The record is from the annotation of a GenBank genome assembly.
AUGCAACCAUCUCUUUACAGCCCAUUCGCAUUCGGUUUUGGUAUGUGUUUACCAGUUGACAUCCAUUGUGUCACAGAUACGCUCAGAAAUAUUUCAAUAAUUGCAAGUGGUCACGUUUGUAUCGGAUGGACAAAGAAGAAGAAUAACAACAACGACGACGACAGGAAACCAGCAGCAACAUCAAGAAACAGAAUGAACAAGGAUACUUAUUCGAUUCAUCGGGCGUAG